Molecule: messenger RNA, 1584 nt
Organism: Tilletiopsis washingtonensis
Lineage: Eukaryota; Fungi; Basidiomycota; Exobasidiomycetes; Entylomatales
Product: PIN domain-like protein
Exons: 12
Coding region: 139-1347 (402 amino acids)
Cellular component (GO): cytoplasm; nucleus
Molecular function (GO): DNA binding; 5'-3' exonuclease activity; 5'-flap endonuclease activity
Source: RefSeq, a predicted model, not a curated record
CCUCACUCCCGUCUGCGUCAGCCAUCCGUCCCUCAUCUCGUCUCGCAGCCCACGCCUCAGCAGCGCCUUGACACAACCUCUCGUCCAAGCCUCCCAAACGCUUCCUGUCCGGCUCUUACCUCCCUCGUCGGCCGCGCCAUGGGCAUCAAAGGCCUCACGGCCCUCAUCACCGAUGAGGCGCCCAAGGCAAUCAAAGUCCGCGACUACAAGUCCUACUUCGGCCGCAAGGUCGGCAUCGAUGCCAGCAUGUGUCUCUACCAGUUCCUUGUGGCCAUCCGCGGCAACGACGGGCAGAACCUGAUGAACGAGGCGGGCGAGACGACUAGCCACCUCAUGGGCUUCUUCUACCGCACGCUGCGCAUGGUCGACAACGGCAUGAAGCCCAUGUACGUCUUCGACGGCAAGCCGCCGGACCUCAAGGCCAAGGUGCUCGAGGCCCGCUUUGGAAAGCGGACAGAGGCGGCAGACCAGGCCGAGGAGGAGAAGGACGUCGCCACAGAGGAGCGCGCGGACCAGCUGGCACGCCGCCAGGUGAAGCCGACGAAGCAGCACAACGUCGAGGUGCGCGAGCUGCUGGGUCUGAUGGGCAUUCCUUGCGUGACGGCGCCGUCCGAGGCCGAGGCUCAGUGUGCCGAGCUGGUCAAGGCGGGCAAGAUCUACGCUGUCGGCUCGGAGGACAUGGACACGCUCACAUUUGGCUCGCCCGUGCUGCUCAAGUACCUCACGAUGGCUGAGGCGCGCAAGAUGGCCAUCAACGAGGUCUCGCUGCCCGACACGCUCGAGGGCAUGGGCCUGACGAUGGACCAGUUCAUCGACCUGUGCAUUCUCUGCGGCUGCGACUACAUGGAGCCGAUCAAGGGCAUGGGCCCCAAGACGGCGCUCAAGCUCAUCCGCGAGCACGGGAGCAUUGAGAGUGUCAUGGAGCACAUCGAGGAGGUCAACUCUAAGGCGGCCGAGGGCAAGAAGGGCAAGUACACCGUGCCCGAGUUCUUCCCGUACAAGGAGGCACGCGAGAUCUUCCGUCACCCGGACGUGCACAAGGGCUCGGAGGUCGAGCUCGAGUGGAAGAAGCCCGACGUCGAGGGCCUCGUCAAGUUUAUGUGCACCGACCGCGGCUUCAGCGAGGACCGCGUGCGCAAGGGUGCCGAGCGCCUGACCAAGUCGAUUGGCACCAAGCAGCAGGGCCGCCUGGACGGCUUCUUCACUGCGGCGCCGAAGCGCAAGGCAGAGGACGAGGAAGACUCCAAGGCCAAUGUCAAGGGCAAGGGCGGCGCGGCCGCCAAAAAGGCCAAGUCGGGCGCUGCGGCCAAGGGCGGCAAGGGCUCGAAGGCAAGCGGCAGCAAGUGAGCGCUCCGUCUCUACAUGGCGUGGCUGCGACACGGGGCGAGACUGGUGAUGUACUUCUAAUGUGACGUGGUUCAAGCGCAGCGGCGUGAUGGUGCUGCCCCUCGACGCGCCCUGAGGAGCACACGCAAGGCAGGCCAGGCGUGCUGCCCUUGCUGGCUUUGCCUGUGACUGCACAGGCACACACGAGGGAUAGCUUACUGCAUAUGCAUUACUCCAGCGCAGCAAGCUCCUUGCGCA